AGGGGUGGGGGGGGCGGAGGCGGGCGCGUGCCGGGCCCGGCGGAGGCGGAGGGAGCGGAGCAUGAAUGGAGCAAAAUGGCGGAUCAUGUGCAGAGCCUAGCCCAGCUAGAGAACCUGUGCAAGCAGCUGUAUGAGACCACAGACACUGCGACACGGCUGCAGGCAGAGAAGGCCCUGGUUGAGUUCACCAACAGUCCCGACUGCCUGAGCAAGUGCCAGCUGCUUCUAGAAAGAGGGAGUUCGUCCUACUCCCAGCUCCUGGCAGCUACAUGCCUUACGAAACUCGUGUCACGCACAAACAACCCGCUACCGUUGGAGCAGCGAAUUGAUAUCCGAAACUAUGUGCUCAACUACCUUGCCACCAGGCCGAAGCUGGCCACGUUUGUCACACAAGCACUGAUCCAGCUGUAUGCCAGGAUCACUAAGUUGGGCUGGUUUGACUGUCAGAAGGAUGAAUAUGUCUUCAGGAACGUGAUCACAGAUGUCACGAGGUUCUUGCAGGACAGUGUAGAGCACUGCAUCAUAGGAGUGACAAUCCUGUCCCAACUAACUAAUGAAAUUAAUCAAGUAAGUGCUACAGCCUUCCUCAGUGAAGCUGACACGACUCAUCCUCUGACCAAGCACAGGAAAAUAGCCUCUUCCUUCCGGGAUUCAUCUUUAUUUGAUAUUUUCACACUGUCAUGCAAUUUGCUGAAACAGGCUUCUGGGAAGAACCUGAACCUCAAUGAUGAGAGCCAGCACGGUCUGCUCAUGCAGCUUCUAAAGCUCACUCAUAAUUGCCUGAACUUUGAUUUCAUCGGCACGUCGACGGAUGAGUCCUCAGAUGAUCUUUGCACUGUGCAGAUCCCAACCAGUUGGAGAUCAGCAUUCUUGGAUUCUUCGACCCUUCAGCUGUUUUUUGAUCUUUAUCAUUCCAUCCCUCCUUCGUUUUCUCCUCUGGUGUUGUCCUGUUUAGUGCAGAUCGCCUCUGUACGCAGAUCCCUCUUCAACAACGCGGAACGAGCGAAGUUUCUGUCUCAUCUCGUUGAUGGAGUCAAGCGAAUACUGGAAAACCCCCAGAGUUUAUCAGACCCAAACAACUACCACGAGUUCUGCCGAUUGCUGGCCCGAUUGAAAAGCAAUUACCAGCUGGGGGAGCUGGUGAAGGUGGAGAACUACCCUGAGGUCAUCCGACUCAUUGCCAACUUCACCGUGACCAGCCUGCAGCACUGGGAGUUUGCACCAAACAGUGUUCACUAUCUGCUCAGCUUGUGGCAGCGCCUGGCGGCGUCGGUGCCCUACGUGAAAGCCACCGAGCCUCACAUGCUGGAAACGUACACACCUGAAGUCACCAAGGCGUACAUCACGUCCAGACUGGAAUCUGUGCACAUCAUACUGAGGGAUGGUCUGGAGGAUCCCCUGGAUGACACCGGCCUGGUGCAGCAGCAGCUGGAUCAGCUCUCCACCAUCGGCCGGUGUGAGUAUGAGAAGACGUGCGCUCUGCUCGUGCAGCUCUUUGACCAGUCGGCCCAGUCCUACCAGGAGCUGCUGCAAAGCGCCACCGCCAGCCCCAUGGACGUUGCUGUGCAGGAAGGGCGCCUGACGUGGCUGGUCUACAUCAUCGGGGCAGUGAUUGGUGGUAGGGUCUCAUUUGCCAGCACAGAUGAGCAGGAUGCAAUGGACGGCGAGCUGGUCUGUCGGGUGCUGCAGCUGAUGAACCUGACGGACUCACGGCUGGCACAGGCUGGCAAUGAGAAGUUGGAGCUUGCCAUGCUGAGCUUCUUUGAGCAGUUCCGGAAGAUCUAUAUUGGAGAUCAGGUGCAGAAGUCUUCCAAGCUGUACCGCCGUCUCUCAGAGGUCCUGGGGCUGAACGAUGAGACCAUGGUCCUGAGCGUCUUCAUAGGGAAAAUCAUCACCAACCUGAAGUACUGGGGUCGAUGUGAGCCCAUCACCUCCAAGACGCUGCAGCUGCUCAACGACCUCUCCAUCGGGUACAGCAGCGUCAGAAAGCUGGUGAAGCUGAGCGCUGUGCAGUUCAUGCUGAACAAUCACACGAGCGAGCACUUUUCCUUCCUGGGCAUUAACAAUCAGUCCAACCUGACUGACAUGAGAUGUCGGACUACGUUCUACACGGCACUCGGGCGUCUUCUCAUGGUGGAUUUAGGAGAAGAUGAGGAUCAGUACGAGCAGUUCAUGCUUCCCCUGACAGCUGCCUUUGAGACUGUGGCACAGAUGUUCAGCACAAAUACCUUCAACGAACAGGAGGCAAAAAGAACUUUGGUUGGUUUGGUGAGAGACUUGAGGGGAAUCGCCUUUGCCUUCAACGCCAAGACCAGCUUCAUGAUGCUGUUUGAGUGGAUCUACCCAUCCUACAUGCCAAUCCUACAGCGGGCCAUUGAGCUCUGGUACCACGACCCAGCCUGCACGACGCCUGUGCUCAAACUGAUGGCUGAGCUGGUGCAUAACAGGUCCCAACGGCUGCAGUUUGACGUGUCCUCGCCGAAUGGCAUCCUGCUCUUCAGAGAGACCAGUAAAAUGAUAACUACGUACGGAAAUCGAAUCCUAACGCUUGGGGAGGUGCCGAAGGAUCAAGUCUACGCCUUGAAGCUGAAGGGCAUUUCCAUCUGCUUCUCCAUGCUGAAGGCCGCGCUGAGCGGCAGCUACGUCAACUUCGGGGUGUUCCGUCUGUACGGGGACGACGCACUGGACAACGCCUUGCAAACCUUUAUCAAGCUGCUGCUCUCCAUCCCUCACAGCGACCUCCUGGACUAUCCCAAGCUCAGCCAGUCGUACUAUUCCUUGCUGGAAGUUCUGACCCAGGACCACAUGAACUUUAUAGCCAGUCUGGAGCCUCACGUAAUCAUGUAUAUUCUCUCUUCCAUUUCAGAAGGCCUCACUGCACUGGACACCAUGGUUUGCACGGGCUGCUGCUCCUGUUUGGACCACAUAGUCACCUAUCUCUUCAAGCAGCUGUCUCGCAGCACCAAGAAGAGGACCACGCCUCUGACCCAGGAGAGCGACCGCUUUCUGCACAUCAUGCAGCAGCACCCUGAGAUGAUCCAGCAGAUGCUGUCAACUGUGCUGAAUAUCAUCAUCUUCGAAGACUGCAGGAACCAGUGGUCCAUGUCGCGGCCUCUGCUCGGCCUGAUUCUGCUCAACGAGAAGUACUUCUCCGACCUGAGGAACAGCAUUGUGAACAGCCAACCCCCGGAGAAGCAGCAGGCCAUGCACCUCUGCUUCGAGAACCUGAUGGAAGGCAUCGAGCGCAACCUCCUCACCAAGAACAGGGACAGGUUCACGCAGAACCUGUCGGCCUUCAGACGGGAGGUGAACGACUCCAUGAAGAACUCCACCUACGGGGUCAACAGCAACGACAUGAUGAGCUGACGGCUCGCGGCUCCUCCCGCACGGCGCAGCGUCUCUCCGGCCCGGCCCACAGGGCUUCCCGUUUUCCGAUGGAAAGCAAAGCAGGGCCGAUUUCCAAUCCUUG
Molecule: messenger RNA, 3469 nt
Organism: Lagopus leucura (white-tailed ptarmigan)
Lineage: Eukaryota; Metazoa; Chordata; Aves; Galliformes; Phasianidae
Gene: XPO7
Product: exportin 7
Exons: 28
Coding region: 76-3366 (1096 amino acids)
Biological process (GO): protein export from nucleus
Cellular component (GO): nuclear pore; cytoplasm
Molecular function (GO): nuclear export signal receptor activity; small GTPase binding
Source: RefSeq, a predicted model, not a curated record